Molecule: messenger RNA, 1101 nt
Organism: Acytostelium subglobosum LB1
Lineage: Eukaryota; Evosea; Eumycetozoa; Acytosteliales; Acytosteliaceae
Exons: 1
Biological process (GO): carbohydrate metabolic process; chitin catabolic process
Cellular component (GO): extracellular region
Molecular function (GO): chitin binding; chitinase activity
Source: RefSeq, a predicted model, not a curated record
CAACAACUCUACAUCAAACAAACAAUGAGAAGUUCAAUAGUAUUAAUCGUUGUAUUGGUAGUUAUUCCAUGUUCUUUGGCUGCCAACUACAGUCCAUUGGCAACACAGACACCGGUGCCAACCCCUCCUCCAUGUCCUUGCUCAGACGCCUCACUUUGUGAACCACUCACAACUGGACCACGACCAGAGUUUGUCGGAUUCUCAGUCAGUGCUGAGAACUGGGACAACUACAACAUGUCCAGUUUGACAACCAUUAUGAAGUUUGGCCCGGAUCCAAGUCCUUUGCUGAUCUGCCAGGCACAUGCCGAAGGUGUAAGAGUGACUCGCGCUGUCGACUACGACUUCACCCAGAUUGCCAAUCAGACGUACAAGGAGGAGUGGAUCACAGACACAGUGGUUCGUGUGCUGGAUGGCUUCUACGACGGCAUCAACUUGGACUUUGAGUACGAGAUCCCCACGAGCGAGCCAUUCGACGCCGCCCUGCUCACGGCCUUGGUCACAGACGUUACUCUGGCGCUCAAGUCUGUCAACCCAGGCUACCAGAUCUCGAUGGACAUCCCCGCCGCACCAUGCUACUACGACCGCUGCUACGACUACGUGGGCCUGGGCGAGGCAGUUGACCUGUUGGUUGUCAUGGACUACGAUAUGAAUGGCGGCAGUUUGGCUGGCGCCAACUCCGCCCUGCCAGCUAUCAUCACUGGAACCACACGCUACAUCAACCUCGGAGUGCCCUCAGCGAGGAUCGUAAUGGCCUUCCCCUGGUACGGCUACAACUACCAGUGCACUGGCAACAUGACAUUGGACACACGCGACUGCCAGCCAGGCAGCGACGUCUACGAUGUUCACUACGAUGCAAUCAUGGCACUGCUCAACUCGACCACCAACAGUGGCGUGCAGUGGGACACCCCAACCGAGUCGCCCUACUUCAACUAUGAGGACGGUGAGCAGGUCCGCCAGGUAUGGUUCGACAAUCCCAAGUCCAUCUACGCCAAGGCGCAAGAAGCCAAAACCCUUGAGGUUGGUGGCGUUGGCAUCUGGUACCUUGACUGUCUAAACAUAACCACUCAAGCACCAAUGUGGCAAGCAAUCGAGUCAUUCUUU